AUUAGAUGAAUUUUUUUAAGCAAAUGGUGUUUAUGCAGGUUUUAACUUUGAUAAUCUGAUAAAAUUUGCGAUUUGUUUAAUAAUUGGCUUUGUUUUGAUGCCUUUUAUGGUGUAUUUGAUGUGGGCAAUCACUGUAACUGUUUGUUAUUGCUGCUUUCACUUUUCCCAUUUUCUACUGUGGUGUAUAGAACCCCAUGAUUUUCAAUUGCAGAAGUUUUUAGUAUAAUUAUUGUUCUUAUAUUGUUUUUUCAUUACCAACUUGAUGUAAAGUUGGAGCUAGGGUUUGAAGGUUAUGGGUUCAGGAUUCUAGUUUUUUUUUUUUAUGACCGUGGUGUCUGGGUCAGCUUUCACGCAGCUUGACUAAUUCCACGGAUAGGUGCCAGUAUCAGGUACUAGGUAACUUUGCUCACCAAGAUUAGGACAGAUAAGAAGAAUUACCUAGUGUUUUUUGUCUCCGCGGGAGGGUUUGGGAUUCUAGUUCUUUUAAGUUAGUGAGUUCUAUAUUAAUAAUUUGUACAUAUUCAAUAGAUUUCUUAAGAAAGUUUGGACUAAAGCUAUUGGGUUCGGGUUGACGUGUAAGUUAUACCCUAGAUCUUUCCCUGAUUGCUGAAAUAGGUGAUUGGGAUUAGUGCUGAUUCCUAACAUAUUAUGGCAGUACUAAAAAACUCUCAAGCUGAAAUCUUUAAGCUGAUUUUUUAUAUAUAAAUACAUUGGUUGUAUAAGUGUGUGAUUCUGAUGGGGCAUCAUGAGACGAAUUCUUCCAGUAGUAGGGACAGGUCUCCCUCUAAACAGAGGCACAGGCAUCGGUCUAAGGAGAGGGUUUUGGAUAGAGAAUUGUCAUCUGAAAAAAGAGAACGAAGGUCAGGAAGAGAUGUAAUUGAGCAUAGGUCUCCUAGGCAAAGACAUGAUUACUCCUAUUCGGCUUCAGAUCAUCAAAGAAUGGCUCAUCACAGACCCAGUUCAAAUUUUAGUGUUGACACAGAAAGACAAAAUGAGGUGUUCGACCCAACUGAUUCUGAAAACCGGAAGGACAGCGAUGUUAGCAUGGCUAAAACGAAGGCAGAUGAAAAGGACCUGGAAGCUAAAGAGGAGCAAAUGGCAUUGUUAGAGAUGUCCGGAGAUCUUACUACAGAAUCUAAACAACUCACAGCAGAGGGAAGAAAGGAGGAAACCAACAUUUCACUGGAAUAUAGUAGCGACAUGAAGAAGGCAAGACUCCAUUCAACACUGGUUGCUCUCCUCAACGAUCCUGUGCUUGCUGAUAUACCAAAAAACCCAACUCUGACGGAUGUGGACACCCUUAUCAGCUUGGAACUUGGGAGUGCCAUGCGUAUCUCUGUCCUCAAAUUGGAUGGCAGCUCCUUUGAUGUGACAGUGAUGAAUUCCGCAACAGUUAAAGACUUGAAACAAGCUGUUCGGAAAAGGAUUGAUGACACCGAGCAAUCUAAGAUGGGGCAUCGGCACAUCUCUUGGAGGCAUGUCUGGUCAAAUUUUUGCCUUUUAUUCCACAAUGAGAAGUUACUAGAUGAUACUGCUAAACUUCAGGACUACGGCAUUAGGAACAAUGCUCAGGUGCAAUUCAUUCCCUAUGUUAUCUCGAGGGCCUUUAAGAGGCAUUCAAAGAGGAGAAAACAUAGAUUCUUUCAUGGACUAAGCAAAAAGGGUCGUACAACAGACUGAAUCAGGGAUUAUAUUGCUGCAUACAUAAACUACAGAACCAUGGUUGUAAUAGCAAAUGUGUUGCAAAGUUGAGGAUGAGAAAACCAAGCCUAGGCGCCUUUUGCUUUCCCUAUCACAUUAUGUUAAAUACUCAACUACCUAGCUUCGAGUUGAGCUUAAUGUAGUGAAAUGGCUAACAUACAUUCAUAUAGCCAAUCUCUACUCGUUGGUGUUGAGGUGUAUUUGUUGCCAUUGUUCAACUGUCUAGUUUUUUACUUAUAGCUAGGAGAACUACCCAAGAAAGGGUUUGGGAGUUGAUGUAACACUUUAACAGAAAGUUACUUUUUUCCAAACUUGGCCUUAACUAUUGUAAACAUCUA
Molecule: messenger RNA, 2039 nt
Organism: Solanum tuberosum (potato)
Lineage: Eukaryota; Viridiplantae; Streptophyta; Magnoliopsida; Solanales; Solanaceae
Product: U11/U12 small nuclear ribonucleoprotein 25 kDa protein
Exons: 9
Coding region: 736-1680 (314 amino acids)
Biological process (GO): mRNA splicing, via spliceosome
Molecular function (GO): protein binding
Source: RefSeq, a predicted model, not a curated record